Molecule: messenger RNA, 1395 nt
Organism: Beauveria bassiana ARSEF 2860
Lineage: Eukaryota; Fungi; Ascomycota; Sordariomycetes; Hypocreales; Cordycipitaceae
Product: UDP-glucoronosyl and UDP-glucosyl transferase, putative
Exons: 4
Coding region: 1-1395 (464 amino acids)
Source: RefSeq, a predicted model, not a curated record
AUGGCGGAUGGAAAGAAAAUAUUAAUGCUGACCAACUCUGAGCAUGGUCAAGCAAACGUCUUUCUCGCCACUGCCCAUGAGUUGCUGCAACUCGAUCAGACGGCAAAAGUUUACAUUUGCUCCUUUCCAGCGCUUGGCCCAUCCGUGGACUCAAUUCGCGAGCUGAACAAGGAGAAGAAACCGGCUGCUUCCAGGCUCGAGUUCAUCAGCCUUUCUGAUGGCCCCUCGUGGAAGGAUGCCCUGUUUGGCAGGCCUGAGCAUCAAUUCCAAGAGCUCAACGAUAUUCGACCGACAGUCUGGAAUGUGGCCAAGGCCGCAAAGUUGACACGCAUUGCCUGCCCCUGGACCGCGGAAGAGCUUUGCAGCCUGGUCAAGGAGAUUGAAAAGAUUAUUGAAAACGUGGAUCCGGAUCUGACCGUCGUUGAUAAUCUCUUCACACCGGCCGUGACAAUCUGCUACAAGCUGAAGCCGCAAUGGAUGGUUCUGUCCCCAAACACUUACAAGGAGUUUGCGCUUGCCAAGCAGCCCAACCAGCAGUACUACUGGAAGUAUCCUCCGGACUUCAAGACCGCGAUCAACAAUCCCGUUCCCGGUACCUUGGUAUCAGAUGCCGUUGGUGUGAUGAAAAAGGCCAUUGAUACUGAUUAUGCCGACUGGGCCUACAUUUCCAUCAUCCCACCUGAAGGCCUCAAGGUGUUGCUAGCCUCGCGACCAGAAAUCGAUUUUCCGUUUGACGUCAAGCCCGAGCACAUGAUCCCCUGUGGUCCCAUCAUACGGCCCUCUAUGCCCAUUCAGGACGCCGACAGCGAGCUGGCUGGCUGGUUGGCCAAGCGGCCGACCGUCUUGGUGAAUCUGGGAACACACGCUUCAUACGACGAGCAGCACGCAAGAGGCAUGGCCGGUGCACUGGACCAGCUUCUGGAGGCUGCCAAAAAGGGCAAAAAGCCCAUCCAAGUGCUUUGGAAGCUAAACAAGCGCGACGGCUCAGAUCCUUCUGGAGAUUUGCUCAAGAGCUUCACGACGAAAUGGCCCGAGGACCUACGUGUCGUGUCUUGGCUAGAUGUGGAACCGACCAGCAUCUUGGAAUCUGGCCAUGUCCUAACAGGGAGGAAAAAAACCAGCGCCGGAGUGCCGCAGGUCAUCUUGCCCGUCUGGGGCGAUACGUAUGACUUUGCAAAGAGAGCCGAAUGGCUCGGCAUUGGCAAGUUUGGCAGCUGGAAUCACGCUCCAAAGGUUGAGGCGAAUGAGCUGGGUCGUGCGCUCAAGCAAGUUGUUCUCGGGCCUCAGUCAAGCAAGUUCCAAGCAAAGGCUACGGAACUGGCUACCUUGUGCAGAGGGAAUGGUGGAGGAAGACAUACUGCCGCACAGACAAUCUUGAAUGCGAUUGAGAAAUAG